UGAUAGACACGGACGCACCUUUUCCAUCCUGAAUGUGCAUAUUAAUUCAUUCAAGGGUGGCUCUAACGACAGCACAGACGGCCGCAUGACAAGAAUCAAGCCCACAUUGUGGAGCUGCUUUUGUCGCUCAUCAGUGUGUGAUGGGCGGUCGCGUGCGGGCGGUUGUACAAUGGCAGUAUAGUUUUUUUUUUUUACCCUCUCAUUUGUCACGACAUAAGCGUCUCCAUGGCUGUGUAAGCCCUCCGUGGGAAGAUGCAAAGUUCAGCUCAGGACUCGCAUGGAAACUUUUAUGUUCCAUAAUUCCAUCAACCUGUGCCACCAGUAUAGUCUAGAGAUGGGCUUAUUUCAUUUAACAACAGAGUACACUUGUGUCUGUACAGUAGAUCCCCUCCGCGCUUUUCGCUGGGGUUACCUUGUGGAACCACCAGCAAUGGCAAAAUCCAUGAGAAACUGAUGCGGCAUGAAAAUGUAUUUUUGACACACGUCUCACUCCCUGCCUUCCAUACCCUCCUGCUAGCUUGCGUUUGACGUUCUCCGAGGUACUCGCCACUAAUGAAUAUUUCACCCUGCUACAACUUGACAAGGCCAGAUUGACUGUCAAAGAUGGUGCUUCGGGAGCUAAAAUAAACUUUUGCGUCUCACAGAGGACACAGCUAUGGUGCGUUCAAGGACCGCCGAACAAAGUGCGAAAUCUCAAAGCUUGAGGAAUAAACAUUAUCAGUGAAGCAUAAAGAACAUGAACAUGUAAAAAUUGUGGGCUUUUUUGACAGUAGUACAUGUAUGCUGUACAUCUGACUGUGUUGUCACGUAUUUAUAAAUUAUUACUGACAUAAAGUGAAUGAGAUGUUUUCUGUGCGAACAUUACAGUAGAAUUAGUGACACCUAGUGACCGUUGUCCUAUCCUACAUAUCGUCAACAUUUAUGUGUCUUUUAAUGCCAUAUGUUUGUAUUUGAGUUCAUUUAGCCAUUUUUAUGCUUGAAAUUUGCUUAAUUUAGGCAAAAAAUACAUACAAUUGGCUUAGAAUAAUAGUCCCCUGUGUGGUCCUCUUUUCUAGGUGCUGGUGUCGGCCAUGAUAAAUCAAUCAUGUGGAAUUUUAUCUCGCAGUCCUUAUCAAUGAGGUUUUGAUGUGCAAUGAGUAAACAGUGUGCUUUAUUAAUAUAUUUUUGAAAAACCGUGAGAGUAAAGCCGUGAAAUUCAAAUCACAAAGUGGCGAAGGACGACUAAUUGAAAUGGAUGCUGAAGGAGAGAAGAAUAAUGUUGUGGGAGACAGAAAAAGUUGAGUAAUAAAACAUGGAAAGCAGGCCACCACAAAUAAAUGAAUGUAUGUGAAACACUGACCAUUACAGUACAUUACAGUAGGGGUGUUGCAAGACGAGAUGAUACACAAGAUUGGGUAGCUGAGACGAGAUUUUAACAAUACUUUAAAGGAAAGUACAAUGAAAAAUAUAAAAAAAUAUGACAAUAAAUUGCAAUCUACACAUUUAAUAAUUUCUACAUUACCUUUUAUUGCGCCCCAUGAGGCUACACUCUUCUGCACUCUGUGUGUAUGCAAGCAGCCCCGCCUCCACCCACUGUAUAACUGACAAAAAGGCUCACUCCUUUCAUGCUGUAACAAAUGCGCUAAUGUAUUGAAACCAAUGCACAGAGUGAAAUCCCUUUGUGCCCGAUUGCAGGCGGGAGACGAGGAAAACAGACACACAUGCACACAGACAUGUCCCUGAGACAUUUUUUUCUGAAAGAGAGAUCUUGUGGCACCCCUCCAUUACAGUACAGUAUACUAUAGUAUGCUAGAAAUAACCACAAAAAAACAAUAUUGAUAUGUAAUGAGUGUGCAGGUGAAAGUAAUAAAUGUAGAAUGAAAAGUUUCUGCGAGUUGUCGUAAGUUGACUUAGGGUUUUAUUUCUAGUGAAUAUGCGGUGGAAGCACACUCCUACAGUUGCACAGCUGCUCACCCUACACCAGACAGUGGGAUAUAUUUUCUGAUAUUUAUGCAGUUGGAUGGUAAAAAUCUGGCGUUGUCCAGCAAACAUAAGGCGGCCCUCCCCCCAAAAAAACAGCUUUGAAACGGCCACAGUGGAAAAGGGGUAUCUGCGUGAAAGAGGUUAGUGAGGCUGUACAGGUGAGGUGGCUAGAUUAGAUAAGGUGCUUCAGGUGUAGAAGGUCACUCCUUGAACAAACGCACUGAAGAUCCUGUAGAAAAAACACUGGCAGUUGUUUGCUAAGCUCCAUGCGUGUGUGUGUAUGCGUGUUCAAGUGUGAACUGUGUUUACUGAGCAGACCAGUUGCCAUAGCAAUGCUGCAAUUGGGAGGAAAGUGGCCGUGCUUUGUGCUCACAAAGUCUGCUCUCCAUCAUGGAGGCUGAUAGGCUGUCUGCUUCUUUUGCUUGUUUGUUCCACCAAACUGUACAAAUACUACGGUGGCUGACAGGGGCAAAACAAAAACACACAAACAUAAACCACAUGCCAUGGGAAUAAAGGCUGCAAUCACACAAACGCUGAAUGAUCAAAAAUGAAUACAAAUGAAAAAUGAUGCAAAUGCCAAAAACACACACAAACCCCCAAAACAACUGCUGAAGAGAAAUGCUGCAAGUUCACAGAAAAGGAAGUGAGCCAAGCUACCGGUGGCAUCGGACCUGAGGGAUAGCUGUCUUUUCAGAUGGAAUAUUUUACAAUAUUAUAGAGCAACCCAUUUUUGCAGCCAAGUCAAAAAAAGAAAAGAAAUUGACCUUUUCACUCCCGCUAACUUUCUUGUGGGCAUCCUGCGCAUGUCUUUAAAGACUGAUUCCCUCAGGUCUGGCAACCCUGGUGUCCUGACUAACGUCAGUUACUGUAACUUGCAGUAUUUCUCUCAUAAAGUGUUUUGGGGGGUUUGUGUGUGUUUUGGCAUUUGCAGGAUUUCCCUGCGCAUCUGUUUUAUGCUGUUGUGUGUUUUUGUUUUUGGAUCAUUUUUGUGUUUGGAGUUUCAACGUUGCUGCACAUAUGCCACUGUUAGCUGCCGUACAGUACAGGAAAGUACAGCAGGGUAGAGUUGAGUAGCAUAUUCACUGCUCCAAUAGCAUGUACUGUAUUGUCAGUGUAAACACGCUAAAUGAUGAAUGUCAGUCAUCACUGCUCACCAUCUGCAGGUCACUCAUGAUUUUGAUUUUCUUUGACAUCUUUCGACCUCGUCUCCUGAUUUCUGUCAUAUUUUGUUUUCCCUUUUUUCCCCCUUCCUGUUUGUCUUUGUUGUUUUUGUUGGAGGUCUAUGUGCAGGCUGUUAAGCUGCAGCGGCGUUUAGAUGAGAAGGUAGGAAGCUGCAGAGGCGCCAGGGUGAGCGGACAUUUGUGCCUUUUGUGUGUGUUUGUUAAUGUUGGUGUGUGCUUUCUUUGCAUACUUUCAUUGGGUCCAUGUCACCAAUCACCUUUGUUGCAAUUCACUGUGGUAAGUGUGCUUCUACUAACAAGUCAUAUAUGUCUACGUAGAGGAGACAUUUAGCAACACAAACCGUAACAUGUUGACCUUUAGAAUCUGUGAUGUAAUUAAUCCUUCAUUUGAGCCGGACAAAGUGCAGUAAUUGUCAACUCACCGGUACUCAUGUUGAGUUUUAGAAAUGAUAAAACUUGCAAAUUGCAAUUUACAAGUGGAAUGCGAAGGUUGUGUGUUGCUGUGGAGUCCAUCUGUACAAAGCACUGUAAUGUCUCGCAGAUGCUAUCAGACGCCUCCUCCACCCUGGAGCUUUCCUCUACACUUCCCUUAUCAUGUGUUCAGGACACAUCCCAGCAGACUCUACAUCUGUCACGCUUCCUGUUACGUUAGCAUCAAAGUUUGUGUGGUCACAUGACCUCCACCUCCCCAUCAGCUGAAGAGAGGGAGAGCUGAAAAGGUUUAAGGAGAUGUUCUGGGGUCACUUGUUAGAAACGAUGGCGUCUGCUUUCAUUUUUAACCUCUAACCUUCCUAACACCGCCCCCUUGACCUGCAGCAGGUGAUGGUGUCGGGUCCAAACCUCAACGAGACCAGCAUUGUGUCUGGGGGUUACGGAGGCACGGCGGAGGGAAUCAUCCCCACUGGCUCCAUCAAAGGUCCCAGCAUGCAUCACAGCAGCAGCAGCUCCUCCAUGGCGGCAGAGGACACCAGCCGAGGUGUGGCGGUGGAGAAGCUGGAAAAUGUCAAGAAGUGGGGUCUGAGCACCUACAAGUGCACCAAGCAAAUGAUCUCAGAGCGUUUUGGCCGCGGAUCCCGGACCGUGGACCUGGAGCUGGAAGCCCAGAUCGAACUGCUGAGAGACACCAAGUGCAAAUACGAGAAUGUGCUGCGACUGGCCCGAGCGCUGACCAACCACUUCUACAACAUGGUGCAGACGCAGCACUCGCUGGGAGACACCUUCGCCGACCUCAGCCAGAAGUCUCCUGAGCUGCGGGACGAGUUUGGCUACAACGCAGAGACCCAGAAGCUUCUUUGCAAGAACGGCGAGACUCUGCUGGGCGCCAUCAACUUCUUUGUAUCCAGCAUCAACACGCUGGUCAACAAGACCAUGGAAGACACCCUCAUGACCAUCAAGAUGUAUGAAAACUCCAGGUUGGAGUACGACGCCUAUCGGUCGGACCUGGAGGAGCUGAGUUUGGGUCCCAGGGACGCAGCGGCUGUGGCCCGCAUAGACGCGGCGCAGGAGCAGUACCAAGUCCAGAAGGAUAGGUACGAACGACUCCGCUCAGAUGUCACCAUCAAACUGAAGUUCCUGGAAGAGAACAAGGUGAAGGUGAUGCACAAGCAGCUUCUGCUCUUCCACAACGCCAUCUCCGCCUACUUUGCCGGUAACCAGCAGCAGCUGGCACAGACGCUCCAGCAGUUCAACAUCAAGCUGAAGCCCCCGGGGGCAGACAAGCCAUCCUGGCUGGAGGAGCAGUGAAGAGGGAGGUGGCGCCUCCCCCACCCGCCCCACCAGCUCUGUUACCUGCUGACGGAUGGAGACGCAGGUGGGAAGACUCUGAAUUGUAUUUGAGAAACAAAGCAAAACCAAGUAGCCAGUUUCUGGGACAUUCCGGGUAGGUGGGGUUGGGGUUAGGGGGUCAGUGCCUCUGUCCAAGGUUCUCUUGACAAACCCACCCUCCUCCAAACACUACAUUGAUGUUAGUCAUAUUUACUGGACUCCUGCUGUGCUCUGAUGCUAUCAAACACUACAAGAGCGCCACCUAGGUGGUGCUCCAGUCAACAUGGAGGACUGCUAUGACUGGCAACCUUUUUUUGUUUUUAAAUACACCACACUGGAAAGGAAUGUCAAAGAAUUUCAUAUUAAUGUAUAUGGGAAAAUUAGUUUGAAAAUACAAGAUUGUGUUUUGUUUUUGUUUGUUUUUUUACACGUCUAAUAUUUAUAUUAGCUUUGAGGUUUAACACAAAUGAGUCUAAGUAUCUUUUUAAUCACAAGCAAUCAACAUCACUAUUACCUUUUUUUAAUCUUUUGGGAAGUUUGUGCAUCGUUUGUGAGCAAUGCACAGACUAACUUAGGAGUAUGAGUAAACUAGGAGUAUAAAUAAUGGAGUGUAU
Molecule: messenger RNA, 5521 nt
Organism: Dunckerocampus dactyliophorus (ringed pipefish)
Lineage: Eukaryota; Metazoa; Chordata; Actinopteri; Syngnathiformes; Syngnathidae
Product: arfaptin-2-like
Exons: 7
Coding region: 3966-4886 (306 amino acids)
Biological process (GO): intracellular protein transport; regulation of Arp2/3 complex-mediated actin nucleation
Cellular component (GO): trans-Golgi network membrane
Molecular function (GO): phospholipid binding; protein domain specific binding
Source: RefSeq, a predicted model, not a curated record